Uncinocarpus reesii 1704 is the source of this 1170-nucleotide messenger RNA. RefSeq lists its product as uncharacterized. Gene Ontology annotation, biological process: regulation of cell cycle. The transcript has a single exon. NCBI's taxonomy places the organism in Eukaryota, Fungi, Ascomycota, Eurotiomycetes, Onygenales, Onygenaceae. Gene Ontology annotation, cellular component: nucleus. The record is from RefSeq and is a predicted model, not a curated record. The coding region runs from base 1 to 1170 and encodes 389 amino acids.
AUGGCGGCAAGACUACAUAUGGUCUUGGAGACCACUAUAGCGCUCUCAGAGCAAUUUAACCUGGCUCUUUCUUCUCCAGCUGCCGCUGAUUCCACGUCUUCCGCCCCCGACCACCAGCCUUCCCCGCUACCCCUCCUCUCCGCGUCCGCUCAGAACCUCAAGGCGCAAACCGCGAAGUUGUCACUGCUCGCUAUCAACACUCCGUUCACCCCGUCUGCCCUAGUCACUGUACUUUCAAACAUAAACGAUUCUGUGCUCCCAUCCCUCGUCACCGCGACAUUAAUUUCUACCCCGGAAAAAUACACUCGGACCUUUCGCCGCGAAGCGGAGGCGCUGGUUAAAGACGCGUUGCGGGAAUUAACCGCUCUAGUCCAUGAUAUCCAGCUUAUUGCGACAAAUUAUGAUAAAAAGCAAGGGUUUAAGUUGAGCGAUGAGGAGAAAAAUGAGGUUACCAUUGCGACGGGGAGAGUCUGGAGUGUGUGCGAUCAGGUCGUCGAUCUUGUGGCGGGCGGGGUCGUCGGUUUAGUUAUCAAGAAAGCGAAGGAGUAUUUGGAAUUGAUUCAAGACGGCCUACGAGAAUUGAAGGAGUGGGACCCAGAAGAUGACUUGGAUGAUGACGAUGGGCUGUGGGGAGACGAAUUUGGCAGCCAGGACGACUCGGGGCCAAACCGUGGUACACUCGAAAAGAGCGCAGUCAUUGAAAAUGGCGAUGGCGAUGAGGAAACUGAGGAUGAAGACUCGGGAAACCAACGCGUCAAGCUCGAUGAGGAAAAGAAAUAUCUUCUCCGCCUGUUCACGCUGACCUCCCAGUUAUUUUCGGCCAUCAUAUCCUACCGCCUCAAAAAGAUGGACGAAACACUUAUUCUUGCCGGAUCGUCGAAUAGGCUUGACGCUCUCACGUCUUGCUUGCAGGACCUGCCGAGCCUCGUGGAUGAGGCCGCCGGGUCGUUGUAUGAGCAUAACAUAGAAUUCGCUGAUGCGUAUAGCCUAAAGCUGCGCGAUCGGGCCUCCGAAGCUGCGGAGAUGCUAUGUGAGCCUUGGGUACAAGGAGAUAUGAGCGACACGUCAAAACAGGGCGAUGCGCCUAAAGGGACGGAAGACAAAUUCUCGAAAUGGGCGGCCGUGUUCUUAAGAGUAGUGGAAGAUCUUGGGAAGGACAAGGAACAAUAG